Messenger RNA from Xenia sp. Carnegie-2017, 1967 nucleotides. Its product is annotated as apoptosis inhibitor 5-like. The coding region runs from base 106 to 1770 and encodes 554 amino acids. The record is from RefSeq and is a predicted model, not a curated record. The transcript is spliced from 14 exons. Gene Ontology annotation, molecular function: RNA binding. Gene Ontology annotation, biological process: negative regulation of apoptotic process. Lineage: Eukaryota; Metazoa; Cnidaria; Anthozoa; Malacalcyonacea; Xeniidae. Gene Ontology annotation, cellular component: nucleus.
AAAAUUGACUCAUGUGGGUAUUGGAAAUGUUGGAGACUUGAUUUGCUCUGUUUGUAGAUUAUCGCAAAUCGUUUUCUGUUUAAAAUCUUAGAGAUAAUUUUAAAGAUGAGUUCCAUCGAAGAUCUGUAUAAAAGUUUUGGCAUCUUAGCAGAUGCGAAAGAAAAUGCUGGCGAGUUUCCUGAUGAUUAUCAGAUAAUUUUGAACAGCUCAAAAGGAAGCAACGGAGAGAAAAGACUGGGUGCUGGUUUCAUUCCACGUUUCUUUAAGUAUUUUCCUGAUUACCAAGCGAGUGCAUUGAACUGUAUUUUGGAUUUAUGUGAAGAUGAAGAUUUUAACAUUCGAAGACUGGCUAUCAAAGCGUUGCCAAGUCUUUGCUAUGAGACGAAAGAUUAUUUGAUGAAAAUUGCAGAUGUUCUCACCCAACUUCUUCCGACAGGUAAUGCUAUGGAAUUGGCUGUCGUGCAAAAUGCUCUACGAGAAGUGAUAGAACUGGAUGCUAAAGGAGCAGUACUUGGUAUUUUCUCACAAAUAAACGCGGGCGAUGAUGAAUCGAGAGAGCAUGCUGUAAACUUCCUUAGAGAUAAUGUUUUGAAAAUGAUUCCGAAGUUUUUCGAUCCAAAUCCUGAAGCCAGUGAUACUCUUGUAGAGGAAAUUCGUAAGGCUCUACCGGACGUGACUGGUGAGGAAUUUCAAGUUUUCAUUAGUCUCAUGUCGAAAUUAAAGUCAAUGCAAAGAGAAAGUGACGCUUUGGUUGAUCUUAUUGCUGAACAAGCUGAUUUGGAAAGUGAACUUCAGCCAACUGAAAUGGAAGCUCUUGAGAAAUUUAUAACGUGUACACGUGCAGGCAUACCAUUCUUUAAGAGAGGAGCAAAAGCAGAUCCUUUCUUUGUGUACAUAGUGGAAAAAGUCCUUCCUGUUGUUGAAGAUAUUUGUAGUGGGGAUGAAAACGGUGAACUUAAGCUGGAUGUUUAUAAAAUUCUUGCUGAGAUUUGUGCGUCAACAUUAUCGGAGGAAAUCUUGCGUUCGUCAAUUGAGGCAAUAUUUCAGAAAUUGUUGCUUUACAUGCCUUUACCUGUGUCAGAUGAAGAAAAGCUGUCAACGGAUAAAGCAACUGAACCACAGAUUGAGUUCUCAUACGUUGAAUGUUUGAUAUAUAGUUUCCACCAAGCAGCUCGAAAGUGUCCUGAAUUCUUGACUGCGAAUGAUGGUGUGGAUAAGCUACGAGAUUUUAAGCUAAGAUUGCAAUAUGUUGGUCAGCGGUGUCAAGUGUACAUCAAACAAUUAAAAAUGUCAUUAGACAACAAAGCAGGCAAAGAUAAAGAGUCAGAAAUGAAAGUGAUUGCCUUAAGAACGACAUCAAACAUUCAUACACUAAUCAAGGAUCUGCUUCAUUCUCCAAUUUCAUAUAACAGUCGCGUCUCACUUUCGUGGAUCAUAUCAACUCCGAAAUCAAUUGAGUCUGUUUCGGAAAAUGCUACAAUAAAUCCAAAACAAGAAGAAAAGACGAAACAGGAAGAUACAGCUGACGUAGCUUUACAAGAAAAGCGAAAAAGAGCUGGUAUAACUCCCAUUACUUUUGACAUGGCUCCGCCCCCUAAGAAGACGACCAAUGGGAAAAAACCGCAAAUGAAGUACUAUCUCCCACCGGGUAUGCGAGCCAGUGCAGAUGAUAGCAAUGUCAAAUCAACUAAAUCUAAUCGUGGUGGUUUUCGUGGACGCGGUCGUGGAAGAGGUGGUUGGCGAGGUUAUAAUCGUGGAUGGAAGUUUUAGCUGGAGUCAGUGUUUGUCAAAGUGAAGAAUAUUUGGCUUAGUUGCGACCCUUCGGUCGGGUUUUAAUUUAAGCUGGUCUGCUGCACAUUCACAAAUGACUUUGUUGUCAAACUGCAGUCAAGAAUGGCCUUCCGUGGUUAAUUUCCUGAACAUUUUAUUAAAUUGCUUAUGAUAUUAAAGAUGAUGUUCAUCAUAAA